Molecule: messenger RNA, 2200 nt
Organism: Durusdinium trenchii
Lineage: Eukaryota; Dinophyceae; Suessiales; Symbiodiniaceae
Source: the annotation of a GenBank genome assembly
GACUGGACCGUGCCGGCAGAUGGGGUUGACACCAAAGGAUUUUGGAACAGUCAUGGAGGCGUGUGGAUGGCAAUCCCUCAUCAGUUACGAUAUUCGUGUGUGAUGAGGAUCCAUUGUAUUUUCCCUCUACUACGGGCAGAUGUGGCUAUGAGUCCAAUGGGCCAGAUGGUUGUUUUGUCUUUCCCUAGUGCCUGCCAAAAUAUGCCAACAUUAACUUGGCUAGGUCUUCUUUUGUGUCGGACGUGUCUCCAACUCGGAGUCUUUCAGCCAAUGACGGCUCUUUUUUCAUGACCACCAGCGGUUCCCUGGUGGUUAAUCGAUGCUCAAAACUAGGGAGCCUGAACCAAGCCGACCACAUCGAGCAGCUCCCGUCCACAGGCGUCGCGAGCGCUCUUGCAACAAGGCCUUGAAAGUGAUCUGCUUUCCUUGUCAGAGGAACAACAGGUGCGGGUCAUGCAAGAGGUCUUUGAUGUCAGGACCUUGGCGGGGCAAGCCGUGAACCAGCGCAUGGCAGCAGCCAUUGUGGAGCAGGAGCGGUCACCGUUGGAGUUGAAUGCCAAGGACCCCUUGCAGCUCCAGGUGGAGCGUUUGGCGGCAGCGAUCAAGGAGAUCUUCAUUGACAGGCGUGAGGCUCGGAUGAGCCAUACGCCUCGCUGGUUGAUCUUUGGGCGGCUGGCGCGAGGCUUGGCAAGGAGCCUCGAUGGAUCCUGCCAGAUUGUGCUGGCGGAUACCUCGCUUGAGCGCCUGAGCGAAGGUCCUUGGAAAGGCGUGACUUGCAUCCUACUUCCCGUGCCAGAGGCCCUCCACACAAACCCAGAGUUGGCGUCUCCGGCGCUCUUCGACUUGGUCGUGGCGGCGGAGCCCAUGGGCUAUGUGGACCUCUCGGAGUAUUCCUCUGCCUUGCGGCCCUUCAUUCGGCGACGUGCCAAAGAGGACGAGCGGAAGCUGGAUCAGGUGCAGCUGCUUUGCGUGGAGCGGAGGGAACGCCUGGAGGAUGCCCGGGACGAGCUUUACAGUGCUGGGUACUACUUGGCAGAUCACGAUGAGGCCCGGCCGCAGCUGCGGAGCGCCGUGCUCCAGGCAGGCCAUGACGUGUCUCUUCUAGCUCUCCCUUCAGCCGAAAAGGAGCAGCGGAAAGCAAAAGAACAACGGGAGGCACAAGAACGGAAAGCCCAACGGGAAGCAGUGGAGGUUGCGCAGGCUGAGCAAGAAGAAGAGGAGAUGGUGCAGAAAACGGUUCUGCAGACUACCCUCUUUGAUCCAGUCUUGAUGACCCCGGAGGAACGGGUACUUCCAGUGGCCUAUGAAGUGGGCAAGCCCUCAGCCGAACUCCUUUUGGUGUGGCUGCCGGGCAACACGGAGGCGGCGGAGACUUGGUCGGCCGCUGCACGGGCCGUGGAGGGCGAGAGUGCGUCAGGUUUGCGGAUCAUGGUCACUGAGAGACCUGCAGGUGGGUGGCAUUCUUGGAGCGACAAGGCCACAGUGGCACGGGGCAUGGAAUGGUACGAAAUGCAUGAUAUGCCGACUGAUGAGGCCAUCGCCCAAGCUGCCAAGGACCCGGCGACGAACCUCUCCUUUGGCCGUCCCAGCGUGGAGGAGCUCCAGUGCAUGCAAGAGAUUGAGGUGGGUUGCAAGCAGCUCUUCAAUUUGCUCCAAGCGGAGGUGGCAAAGCAUCCGAAGACCAAGGUGAUCUUAGGCGGCUUCUCGCAGGGAGGAGCCACAGCAGCUUUUGCCACUUUGUCUGGUGCUGCUCCUCCAGAGGUGCAAGAACGGCUCAUUGCGCUGGUUCCCUGCUGCUGCGCCGUGCCUGGUUUCCAAUUCUUGGCCUCGAAGAUGCAGGCUGCGUGCCUGCGGAGGAGAGACCUGCCGGAGGAAUCGCCCUUUCCAUCUGUGCACUUGAUGUACUGCCGGAACGAUUUGGAGGUGUCUGACCACUAUGUCCAGACCAUUCUGGGGCUUUGCAACAGGUUCGAGCAUGCAGCCCAGUUACAAAGCUUUGAGGUGAACAUCCAGGAGCAGCUUCCUGGGGGGCCACGACCUGUGCCUGGAAGACCCGAUGUGUGGUGGCCACGUCUAGUGACGCAGGCACUGAAGGCAGCAAGCCGCUGAGUUGGGCGAGGUGUCCAUCUUCAAGCCCGAACCGUGAAAGCAGGCGGAUAGUACUGCUGCCACCAAGAAGCGUGGCAACAGAAUCUGAGGA